AUGAAGCUCCCGCAAUACAUCCACGCUCUCGCGGAACCUCUGCGAACCGAGGACGUGGUUGCGCUCCUCCGUCUCCUCGAUACGCGGAACCGCACCGCCCGCGGCCUCGCUGAAACUGUCGCUCCCAUUGAUAAGGAAAGGCGGCUCGCGAAUCCCGGACAUACCCUCCCCGAACCAUGGGACGGUAUCGCCGUGCGUCACUGCGCCGUCGUCAAGGCCUGGUACAAUGACGACUACGCCGCUGCAUACAACCACCAGCACCAACUCCUGAUCCUCUACUUGAGAUGGCAGCAAGAGCAGCCCGCAUGGUCCCUCCCCCUCCUAUAUCUCCUGCUUCGCGACCUCCGCUCCCUCGCGGAGCAGGCCGACUCCCUCACCUUUGCGAAUACCGGCCGUACCCCUGCUUUAGAGGAAUGCACCCGCACAGUCUCCAAGGCCUUCACGCUGGCCGCAACGGACCGGACUUUUGAAGGACGCGAAUCCCGCCGCCAAGGAGUAUAUUACUUAGCCUCACUGGCUAUCAAGUGCUACUUCAAAGUCGGCAAGCCGAAUCUGUGCAAGAAUAUCGUGCGCGCAGUCACUUCCGACGCCAAGAUGCCGCCCGUGUCCAGCGCACCCCUCGGCGACCAAGUCACUUGGCACUAUUAUCUUGGCAUGCUCGCAUUCCUCGCGGGCGAGGACAAGAAGGCACUUGAUGAGCUCGAGUGGGCCUUACUUCACUGCCCCACCGACGCGAGGCGCAAUCUAGAACUCAUCCUCACGUACCUUGUCCCCCUGCAUCUCCUGCGAGGAUCGCUACCCUUGUCCACCCUCAUGGCGCGGCAUCCGCGCCUCCGUGAGGCGUACCAGCCCUUCGUGGAUGCUAUCCGUACAGGUAACAUCCAGGCGUACGAUGACGCACUCGAGUGGGCCCAGCCUCGGCUGGUUGGACUGGGCACGUACCUUGCCAUCGAGCGAGCGCGCGAGGGCUGCGUCCGCUCGCUGUUCAAGCGCGCGUGGAUGGCCAACGACAAGAACUCGCGCAUGCCCGUCGCCAUCUUCUCCACCGCGCUUAAGCUCCAAGGCGUGCAGGCCGACACCGACGAGGUCGAAUGUAUGCUCGCCAACAUGAUAUACCGGGGAUACAUGAAAGGCUACAUCUCGCACGAGAAGCAAAUGGUCGUCCUAGGAAAGACCAACCCCUUCCCCUCGCUCGCCACCCUCGCACGAUGA
Molecule: messenger RNA, 1212 nt
Organism: Cutaneotrichosporon cavernicola
Lineage: Eukaryota; Fungi; Basidiomycota; Tremellomycetes; Trichosporonales; Trichosporonaceae
Gene: CSN12
Exons: 5
Coding region: 1-1212 (403 amino acids)
Biological process (GO): poly(A)+ mRNA export from nucleus; transcription elongation by RNA polymerase II; post-transcriptional tethering of RNA polymerase II gene DNA at nuclear periphery
Cellular component (GO): transcription export complex 2
Molecular function (GO): RNA binding; double-stranded DNA binding
Source: RefSeq, a predicted model, not a curated record